Dendrobium catenatum is the source of this 2076-nucleotide messenger RNA. Its product is annotated as double-stranded RNA-binding protein 3. The transcript has 3 exons. Gene Ontology annotation, molecular function: double-stranded RNA binding. The coding region runs from base 338 to 1714 and encodes 458 amino acids. The record is from RefSeq and is a predicted model, not a curated record. NCBI's taxonomy places the organism in Eukaryota, Viridiplantae, Streptophyta, Magnoliopsida, Asparagales, Orchidaceae.
GACAGCAGCCGGUAAUAGAAAGGCUAGUAGACUGCAAAAAGGCUCCGAAAGCUUUAAAUGCCCCCAUUAAUGGCAGACCCUGACGCGAGCUCGCUCGCUGCCACUCCUUGGCCUCUGGGUUCCCUUUGGACCCCCUCGUUCCCUUCCCCUUCCCCCACUGCCUCUUAUCGCUGGAAACCGACCCGUGCUUUUUUCAAAGUCGUGCUCCAGUUGAAAUUAAACUAAAAAAGGUUACCAGAAAAGAACAAGAAUCGCCCUCUUGUUUUCCAGUUUCCUUCGCCAAAGAAUCCUCCUUGGUUAAGAAGAGAAGAUGCAGAAUUGAGGUUUUGUUUCAGGGAUGUAUAAGAAUCAGCUACAGGAGCUAGCGCAGAGGAGCUGCUUCAAUCUGCCAUCUUAUGCCUGCGUGAGAGAAGGCCCAGAUCAUGCGCCUCGGUUCAAAGCUUCGGUUAACUUUAAUGGGGAGAUCUUCCAAGGUCCAAGCCACUGCACCACUCUCCGUCAGGCAGAGCACGCCGCCGCGGAGGUCGCUCUCACCAAUCUAUCCUCGAGAGCCCCCUCUCGCUCCCUCGCCGCUCGUGUUCUGGAUGAGACCGGCGUGUAUAAGAACCUCCUCCAGGAGACGACUCACAGGGCUGGGCUGAAACUGCCGGUGUACACAACUGUGAGGUCGGGGCCUGGCCACCAGCCUGUUUUCACAUCUGCUGUUGAGCUUGCUGGCAUGUGCGUCGCCGGCGAUCCAGCAAAGACCAAGAAGCAAGCAGAGAAGAACGCCGCCAUGGCCGCAUGGUUCGCCUUGAAGCCAAUGCCUGAUUUAGAUUCCUUGGCCCGGCCGAAGGAUGCGAGUGAGGGCUGCGGCGGUGGAGGAGAAGAGCAGGAACAAGUAGUGAGAUACCUUCACAACCUCAAACCCAAGGAGGAAAACAAACAAUCGAAGCAAAGGGAGCAUUUUCAGCAGCAACAACAGAAGCAGAAGAGAAAGUUAGUUGGUUUCAAUGAUGGAACCUCGUCCGCUGCCUCACCCCACCGUUCAUUGAGGUUCCAGCAACAAUGGAAAUCCCUUGAGCCCUUAGCUGACUGCUCUCUGAUCCAUCCAUCUCAGCAACAGCAAAAAAAUUGCUCCUUUUUAGCUCCAGCCCUCUCUACAGGACCAAAAGUCAUGUCACCAUUGCCGUUUACUUUAAAUUCCUCUGUUUCUCCUCAGGAGCCUUCCUCCUCGUCCAAAGGUACGAUUAACAGCUCUACAUUCCACGCGACCUCUCGACCCAUUCCAUCCCUGGUUGGAAAUAGUACAUCCCAGCCCAUAUCACAAGAGAUCCCAACCCUUUCUGAUGGAAAAAAAGGAGAGCGAUUACAAGAGAAGGCUAGCCAAGGAAAAUCAUCCUCUUCUCCUGUUCUAGCUCGUCCUUUUGCAGAUCCAAACACUUCAGUCUUCGCUGCGCGGGCAUUCAGCCCUCCUCGCCUCAACAUUCCAAUUGGGGCAGCUCCAUUAAGGAACUCUUCAACAAUAUCUGUUCCAAGAAUGAUGAACACAGGUCGAUUCCAUGCCCAUGGCAUUGCUCCGGCUGUUCAAAUCCGAUCGGUGAUCCCAGUCUGUGCCGCGCCCCCUAUGCGGCAACCACAGCAGCCACCGGCUACGAACAUCCUCCCCGCUUUGAAAGAAACAGAGGAAGAUAUUUCAGCAGCCACUUCGGAGCUUAACAAGCUGCAGCUGUAAACAAGAAAGAGACUUUCAACAUGUUAUACCAUGCUAUUAUUUAUCUCCUCCAGAAUCUCUUCCAAGUCCUUCCAGUUCUGCUUAUGAGCUCCUUUGAAAAGUUUGUCGUUUUUUGCUUCUCUCUUCCAUCAAUGGAGUUUUGUUUCAUUUUGGUUUAAUCUCAAUUCCGCUGCCAUCCAUUAGCCGCCCAAGCAUCUAUUAAUCUUCAGCUGAUGAAUUAGAGGCUAAGAGGCAAGAGCACCAGAUUAAACUUAUGUGAAAAAUGCUUUGUCUAAUUUGUUGCCCGUCUCUUAUAAUACAUAAACUAUGUUUCUCGGUUAUGUUCUGCAUAAAAGAGAUUGGUAUUCAUGUUUUUUUCUUUA